Molecule: messenger RNA, 756 nt
Organism: Papaver somniferum (opium poppy)
Lineage: Eukaryota; Viridiplantae; Streptophyta; Magnoliopsida; Ranunculales; Papaveraceae
Exons: 2
Coding region: 1-756 (251 amino acids)
Source: RefSeq, a predicted model, not a curated record
AUGACAAGUAUUGAAGCGGAUAAUUUGAUUCAUGAUUUGGCUAUGGAACUGGGAUGUAAGGUUGAUCCUUUGCCGAUUACUUACUUGGGACUGCCAAUUGGAGCUAGUAAGAGGAGUGCAGAUAUAUGGGAUGUGGUGAGGAAUGGAACAAGUAUUCGCCUUUGGCUAGAUUGUUGGCUGGAAAGAAGGUCUAUGAGAGAGAAAUAUCCGAGACUUUAUAAGCUCAGCAGAUUUAAAUCAGUGACUGUUGUAGAUAUGAAGGCUAAAGAUUGGAAGUUUGAUUUCUCAAGAGUUCUUAACCCGGCAGAGAGUAUUGAUUUGUUAGAGAUUAAGUUUGAUCUGAGAAACGUGCAAUUGGCGCAGGAAGAGGACGAAAUAGUGGGGGAGUGGACUGCCAAAGGUAUAUAUACGCAGAUUACCAAUGUCGAUGCAGACUGGGAGUUUUACAGGGUUGUACGGAGUAAGUAUGUUCCUCCAAAAGUUAUGUUCAUCAUCUGGGAUUCUAUGCACGAUUCGGUUCCAACGAGAAGUAUGUUGCAGGAGAGGAGGGUGGUGAUUAGUUCUAAUUUAUGUCUUUUUUGUAAUAUUGAAGUGGAGACGCAAGAUCAUCUCUUCAUUGAUUGCAGUUGGGUUAAGUACUUCUGGGAUUUUUUCAUUACUUCGUUGAGAGUUCAACUGGCCAGGCCAAGAGAUUUUAAGAGCAUGAUGAUGAGCUGGAAAGUUGAAAGGGUUUCUCCUAGGAUCAAGUUAGUCUAG